Molecule: messenger RNA, 390 nt
Organism: Acaulospora colombiana
Lineage: Eukaryota; Fungi; Glomeromycota; Glomeromycetes; Diversisporales; Acaulosporaceae
Source: the annotation of a GenBank genome assembly
AUGUUGGACUUACACCACGAUUUCAAUGAAGCGCUAUCCAAUACUACUCGACAAAAUAUUGAACCAGCUCUGGGAAAGAAAAGAACGAAGGAUGAAGCUGAAUUUGAUACCGAUUCAGGCGAUACACUAUCGGAUGACGAUAAUAAAGAAAACUUUGAUGAACCAGAGAUGGAAGAGGAGGUGACUCUAUUUCACAAACGAAAAAGAGAAGUUUCAGGAGUGGAUUUAUUGGAUACUAUUCAAGUUCCGAAAAUUGAGUUAUUGCGGAAACGUAGUGCAUUGUUGGACAGUAGUACAAGUGAAUAUCAAUAUCGAGACGAAAUAGUAAAUCCUCUUCUGUCGUCGAUAUUUUAUGAUACCGAGAAUGCAUUGUGGUUGAAAACUCACUAA